GUGGGGAAAUAUCACUCUAGUGCCUGUGAAUAAUUUACGAACAGCGGGUUGCACCGGCUGCCCAGAUGCCCAAAUUGGGCUUCUUUCUCUUAAGCUAUAUGGCCUUUUUUAUCUCUUGAGAGAAGAUCCACUUACCGUAUGAGUGAAGCGAAAUCAAGCUUUUUAGAAUGGGUGUCGCUAACCCACCUGUUAGUACUGUAAAUAUGUUACAGGAACUCGUAUACACCAUCCUAGAUGUCUUUAAUGCCACCAGAGACUUAUACCAGACGUUAGAGACCAAGGAAAAGAGAGAUUAUCAACUUGUUCUCCAGUCCAAAGGCUAUCCCACUUCAAGAAGGAUCGAAUAUGUCGAAGAUGGAAGACUUGGUAGCGAUGAAGCCCUCGUAAUGGAUAAAGUAGCAGUCUCGCGACAGUUUGAGAAUGGCUACCAAGCCCUAGGUGCUCAGUUUGCUAUGGGUGAUGGUGAGUACUACUCUCUUACAAAACUCGCGAGAGGAGUGAAACCUGUGGGUCCUACCGCAUCGCCAUCUGGGUUGCCCUUGCUUGUAGAUGUUCACUUCUUUCCUUUCUUGGUUAUCACUGAAUUCCCGAGGAGCAAUCCAAAGCUAAAGAGCAAAUGGGUUGCUCCGCCAAGCCCUGCAGGUGUAUCUGGUUAUGCAAGUCUUGGUUCAACGAUCGCGCGCUAAUGGGAUCUCGGAUUAGUACUCGCGCAUACAGCCCUUCAAUCCCAGAUCAUUGCAUUACAGGGAAUCCUCGUAUCAACCUUCCUUUAUGGGCCCACAUCGUCCGAUCCCAUCUCCCAUCAACUGUCAAAUCUCAAUGCA
Molecule: messenger RNA, 824 nt
Organism: Cucurbitaria berberidis CBS 394.84
Lineage: Eukaryota; Fungi; Ascomycota; Dothideomycetes; Pleosporales; Cucurbitariaceae
Exons: 2
Coding region: 168-686 (172 amino acids)
Source: RefSeq, a predicted model, not a curated record